GACGAAGCACAGGCUACAUUCUUGAUAAAUCUGUUCUUGGAAUCGCCUUCGAGCGAGAAUGACGCGAUGUGAGGGAAACAUGGAGAACAUCGGCACACAAUGGGCGGCAGGUGAUUUUUUUUUCGCAAAAUACCUGCAAAAACUCAUCGCACAUGGAUGGCAAAAACGACGGCUCGUCCGAGUCAUGAUUUAAAGGCACGUCAUGGCGACGCGCCAUCGCUCGCAGCGAUCGCCCCUUCCCGUUUUUUCGGUAUAUUUUUAGCAAUAUCACAUAUAAAUACUCCAUCGUAGAGAUACGUUAUUUUAAUGUAACACCGAUGAUCAUCGAUUGCAACGAAAAUGAACAAAGGCUGCUGGAAGUUCGACGAGGAGGAUAAGGCCUUGUACAUAGAUCUGGAGGAGGAGGACACAGAUGAAGACAGGAUUUAUAGCUCCUGGGAUCAGACUCCUGAUAUACUCUUGGAGGAGAUAUUUUCAUACCUGACAAUCCGUGAGCGUUACUAUGCAUCCUUGGUAUGCCGUUCGUGGUAUCGUGCCUUCAAGCUGCAGAAUGUAUGGCGUACGUUCACUCUGGAGGACACCACACUCACCAGGGGCAAGUUCAACUACUACAGUGGCUGGCAGUAUGUCCUAGAUCACAUGAGAACGUCCACUUGCCUGAACAAGGUCGGCAGGAAUUUUCGUUCACUCAUAUUCGAGCCCAUGCUGAAUUUCUACAAUCUCUACGAGUUCAUGAACAUGAUAUCGUGGUAUGCCGAGAACCAGGGCUCGGACAAUACCUCCGUGGCUGGUGUGGGUACUUAUAUAAGGAGGCUUAAGUUCACCUUUCCCUGUAACAUGGCAAAUAGGGAUGAUCCUGAUCGAAUUAGGCUCUUUGGCACAGGCGGCAAGCUGCUCGAAGCGCUGAAGAGGCUCAUGAGAAACUUGCAGAAUCUCAGGUGUUUAGAACUGAUUGAUCUGAUGCUCGACAGCAAAGAAGCCUUGCACCUGAUGGACGACAUUUGCACCAAUUGCACUCAGACCUUGUCCAAGUUGGUGCUGAUAAACACCACGCGUUACAACUGCCCGUUGCUGCAUGUGGGAGUAUUUAUAAACUUAAACGUCUUGGUCGUGAGUCCGCAAAAUCUGCAUGAGGAUAUAAUAGAGCUGAUAGGCUACACGAAAUUGCAACACUUACAUAUUUUGCAGAAUCGAUACAGUCCGAAGGACACAACCAUAAGAUUGCCAAAGAGAUCUUCAUGGAUAAAGAUGAGGGCACAUAAUCCUCAACUGAAGGUACACUUCGAAGUAGAGAAUCACAAGGCCACGGAUAUUCUUUUGCCCAUUGACCUGCUAGAACAUAGCGCCAUACCCUGUCAUAGUAUAAUUCUGGAUACUCCAAAUACGCAGAUCUCGCCGUCCACGAUACUUACCCACGGAGCGUUCUUCGACUCAACGAUACGAGUGUACGCUUUCAAAGGGAUAACCAGGUAUUACAUGGACAGGAGCUUCGCGACGAGAUUGGACGAGGCGCUGGUGCAAUUCUGCAAAAUGUGCCCGCAACUGCAUACACUGAUGAUCCACGACAAGAUAUCGACAGCCACGAUUCUGGAAAUCGUGUCCACCGCGAAACGCUUGCGCUGUUUGUAUGUGCGGCGAAACGUGGUGCUGAAAAGAUGCGACAAAAAUUGGUCGAGGAUUCUCGACUGGUCGCUCGAGCAUCACGAAUGGAUUAAGGUAAAUAGUCGUAGUUACGAGAGCACAGAAAGGGAGGUAUCAAAGAUACUGCGUUAUCGAUGGCAUAUGCUAUCCGAAAAAGAGUUUAAAGAGCAAACGGUCAAUAUGCAUGUGUAGUUGCAUCGCGAGACGCUCACUUCUCUGUGUAGAGCAUGGAGGAAGAGAGAACUUUAGCCGCGUUAAAAAUAAAAAAAAAAGGCAAUUCUUUUUAUACUAAUGCGUCUCCUGCAAGAAAUAAGGCUGUAGAUCGUUGCCCACCACGACUGAAUGCUUAUAUAUAGUGUUAAUGUUUAAUUUUAUUUUUACGAUACGCUUUAUAUAUAUCUAUAAAUUGUUAUUGUAAAGAUUGUUAUACCGCGGAUACAUCACGAAAAGAGACAGGAAAUAUGUGUAUUUAUUUGAGACGUUACCUCUGCUAUACGAUGUCGCAAUGUUUCACGAUGGAAAUGACUGUGAUCGAUAUAUUUAACGGCGCAUAUAACAUACGCGUUGGACUGUUCUACGGAUAAGUUUGUUGGAACAAUAAGCGUAACAGCCAAUAAACCAGGUAAACAGAAUCACUGCACGCUCACGUUCUAUCUAUGUUCUUGUUUAUUUGAACGUAUGUCACUAUAACUUACGUUUAAUUAUGUACAACGCUAGUAAAUAUCUUGAACACCUUAAUUACAUAUAUAGUUAAUUACAACAUAGUUACUGUUAAUAUGCAAAAUAAUUGCCGACCAAUGGUGUAUCCUUUCCGUGUUAUAUUACUUCCAAACAAAACAACAAUUUCAUCAAUAGCUGUUAAAAUAUCAUACAAUCAAUUUGAUUAUCAAAAUCAACAGAUACAACACGUAUCUAAGAGAUAACAGUGAGAUAAUCAAAAGUAACAAUAAAACAUGUCACAUCGUUUGAUAUUAGAGUUCAAUAAAACGCUCCAUAAAAUCCAAGUAAUUUAACUAUGACGAACGUGUGUGAUCGGUGUUAUCAGCAUUAUGUCAUAUGUACAUGUACUUAACUCUUGGCACAUAUAUACAUAAAUAUAUCGAAUAUGCAUGCAUAUAUAUGCAUAUAUGUGCUGGAUUUUAUUUAAUAUUA
Molecule: messenger RNA, 2793 nt
Organism: Odontomachus brunneus
Lineage: Eukaryota; Metazoa; Arthropoda; Insecta; Hymenoptera; Formicidae
Exons: 6
Coding region: 340-1833 (497 amino acids)
Molecular function (GO): protein binding
Source: RefSeq, a predicted model, not a curated record